Colletotrichum fioriniae is the source of this 933-nucleotide messenger RNA. The record is from RefSeq and is a predicted model, not a curated record. Lineage: Eukaryota; Fungi; Ascomycota; Sordariomycetes; Glomerellales; Glomerellaceae.
AUGGCACCUCCUAUCUGCACAAAGGCGUUCAAGCUGAAUAACGGAUCGGAUGACUCCAAGGCUAUGGAGGAGUCCGUGAUACACGCCCUCAACUCCGGAUAUCGUCUUAUCGACACUGCUCAGCUCUAUGGCGUCGAAGACGUUGUAGGCAGGGCCAUUCGCAACAGCGGCGUCCCUCGUGAGGAAAUCACCGUCGUCACCAAGUUCUGGGGCGAGUGGCAUCACGAUCCCGCGACGGCCCUGCAGAUUUCGCUGGACACCAUGGGUCUCGACUACAUCGACAUCUUCCUCAUGCACUGGCCGUGGGCCACAACUCCGGCACCGGAGAAGAAGGUCUUGAAGAAGUGGGAGAGCCCGACGUUCAUCGAAACCUGGAAGUUGAUGGAGAAGUUGGUCGGCCCCAAGUGCAGAUCAAUUGGCGUCAGUAACUUCAUGCCCAAGGUCAUGGAUGAGCUGCUCAAGGAAGCCACGAUUGUGCCUGCCGUCAACCAGGUUGAGUUGCAUGCGUUCAACCCGAACCUGAAUCUCGUACCUUACUGCAAAGAGAAGGGCAUUGUGGUCACGAGUUGGAGCACGAUGGGUGGCUCGCGUCCAUCCCAAAAUGAAAUCCUCAACCACGAGCUCUUCACCAGCAUCGCCAAGGCACAUGGUAUCUCUGCUGGUGUUGUGUCCCUGUCCUGGUGUGUCCAACGCGGCAUCGCAGUCAUCCCAAAGAGCGCCAAGAAGGAGCGCAUCGAGGAGAACAUCCGCCUUGUCACCCUUACCGAGGAGGAGAUGAACAAGAUCAACGAGGCGCACAAGACAAUCAAGAAGGAGAGAUUCUCCAACGGAAUUGCUGUGCAGCACAUGGAGAUCGAUGGAGUGAUGACCCAGCAGGGCUGGACCUACGUUGAUAUGGGCUACGAGGAUGAGAAUGGCAACUGGCUGGCCUGA